Molecule: messenger RNA, 821 nt
Organism: Ruditapes philippinarum (Manila clam)
Lineage: Eukaryota; Metazoa; Mollusca; Bivalvia; Venerida; Veneridae
Product: multiple epidermal growth factor-like domains protein 6
Exons: 6
Coding region: 129-821 (230 amino acids)
Molecular function (GO): scavenger receptor activity
Source: RefSeq, a predicted model, not a curated record
UAGAACACUAUCAUGUCGUUGUAAACAGAAGUAUUCUAUAUUGUCGGCCAUAUUUAACUGAAAUUCAACAUUAGUAAACAUUCAGUAUUUGAAAAUGAAAAUGUGUGGACUAAUCAAGUGACUUAAGGAUGGAUAAUCGAAUCAAAUUGAUCGUGAUUUUCAUUUACACAGUGUUAUGUGUAAAUGUUGAAGCGGUAUGUCCAGCGGGAAGGGCAGGACAGGCUUGCGACAAAUAUAAUUAUGCUUACAACAAACCAGCCAAUCAGAAGGAAGAUUGGAUGUCACACUCCGCCGUAGACAACAAUGGAACGUCAUGUACGGUGAUGAAUCCGCCAGUCGAGAACCCGUGGUGGUCUGUAGAUUUGAGAAAAGACAUGUUCAUAGAUGGAAUUGAUCUCUUUAUUGGGCAGGAAACUCUUAAUGAAUUGGUAACGUAUGCUAUUGAAGUACAGAAAGAUGGAGAAACAACAUGGAGUAUGUGUCACGCUGAUAGUAAGACCGGAAGUAAUAGAUUCAGUAGCCCCCUCAGAGUUCGGUGUAACUCCCGGAUGAAGGGUAGGACAGUUCGAUUCACGGCGUAUCAUCAAAGCAUCAAUUUGGUGUUCUGUGAUGUGGGAAUUUAUGGGGCUUGUGUUGAUGGUUCAUAUGGCAACUAUUGCGAACAUGAUUGCGGACAUUGUAAACUGAACAGCCCUGUCUGUGACAAAACAACCGGACGGUGCCCGACAGGGUGUGAUACCGGCUGGUACGGGCCGACUUGUGACAAAGUUUGUCCACACGGUAAAUAUGGAGACCAGUUGCCCCGAACUGUGGCAUUGUAA